GCGUGGAGUGCAGCAUCCAAUCGCCCAGCUCAAGCCUUAGGCGGAGGAAUUCUUUAUCUCACCUCCCUCCCUAUAAUACAAAGGACUUUAAUUCCGAUCAGCCGCUGGCUAGAACGGUGUGGAACAGCUCACAGCGGGAUCUGCAGGCCACCUUUCUCGAAGAGGCACAAAGGAACACGAAGCUUGGAGAAGCUGGCGGCUUGCUUGCAGGGCAGCCAAAAGAGUUUGGAGAGCGGAACCUGGAGCUGGAAGUUGACAUGAUAGAAUUUGAGCUGUCUUCCCUUAAACAGAAGAUGGAGAGUUCCUUUGUCCACCUAGAGAAGGAGAAAAAGUGGUUGGAAGAUAUUCGUUCAGAAGGCCGGAAACGAAAAGGCGAACUGGAUGAUAAGAUCUUCAAGGUGGAAAUGGAGCUGGCAAAGGCAAAGUCUUAUUUUAGUAAAAGGGACCACCACUUGCUUUCCCAGGGCUUCAGUCGGAAGGGAAAUGUGAUCCAGGAAAAGCUGGAUGUUGGCCACGAGCUGAGGAACCUUCAAGAAAGUUUGGCUGCUCUGAAGAACUGCAUCAAGGCCUUGGAAGAAAAACGAGAUGAGAUGGUCCAGCAGUUGAAAUGUGUUAAAGAGGGGCAGCCGAGCACACCCAACCAUCAAGCAGCCACAAAUUCACUGGAAACCAAGGAAGCAAGAAGCCAACUCCAAGCUGCUGAGAAGGACAUCAAACGGGAGAACGUUGUGCUGCAUCAGCAGGUCCAGCAUCUCAGCCUGGAGUUAGAGCACAUACGGAAAAAGCAAGAAGCAUUCAGUGACCAGAUCCUUGCUCUCAGAUCAGAGCUUGCAAGUAGUAAGACUCAGAUCAAUCAACAGGAGCAAGAGAAAGUCGUCAUAAAGGAGGAGAUGGAAUCUGUCAGACAGCUGAACGAGGAGCUUUCUUCCAAAGUAGCUGAAAGCCACCAACGGCUACAAGCUCUUUCAGAAAAGCUGCGUCUUUCGGAGGAAGAGAAGAAAUUCCACGCUGACCACAUCCAGGCUUUGGAGGACGAGCGAACCCAGUUGUUGGGAGAGAAGGGGCAACACCUUCUUGGAAGGGCCUCAGAGCAGCAGUGCCAGGAGGAGGCGAUGAAAGCUCUGCAGGGAAGCUGUGACAAUCUCAGGGAAACUCAGGUCCAGUGGCAAAAGGAGAAGGAUCUGCUACAUGUUCACUGCCAGGAGCUUGAAAGAUGGGCUGAAGAGUUGGGAAAGCAAUUGGGCAAACAGCAGUCAGUCUCCCAACAUUGGAAAAACAGAUGGGAGCAGGUGGAUGCCACUUUGAAGACCAAGGAAGAAGCGCUGGAGAAGAUGAGUGCCCAGAGCCAGGUCCUCCUAGCCAAGGUGGAAGCCCCUUUGCUCCUCCAGAUACAGCUGGAGGCUUGUAAGCAGGAGCUGGAACUGGAACAGAACCGUCGGCAGGCUUUGCACCAUCAAGUUCAGGCUCUGCAGGCUGGAAGCCAAAACAGCGCUAAGUCUACCGUUGAGAUGUUCCCAAAAGAAGCCGGCCCAGGUUUGCCUGUGGUCCCAGAGGAGCUGCAGAAGGCCUGGGACCUGCUGAAGAAACACGAGAUGAUGCUUGAAGAGCAGCGACUGGAGCUGGAAUCCGCCAGGAUCCAAAACACAGAAGGCAGUUUGGAGAAGCAGAGGCUGGAACAACUUGUUCAUGCUUUGGAGGAGCAACUUGCUGAAAAGGACCAGGCUUUGAGAGACCUCAGGCAAGCCAAAGAUGUGGACAGAGCUGUGUUGGAGAUGAGAACUUCUUCAUCAGAGCUGAAGAUAACAAGAGAAGGUGUGGGUGUCUGUUACGAGAAGGUUGGUUCUGGUCAAGAGGGCAUGUCAGUUGGAUCUGGCAGGCCUCAAAUAUGCUUUUGCUACAUGUAGAAGGCCCCUCCAUGUUCAGAGGCAGAAAACUCCAGUUGUUGUGGGACAAGGGAGCUUCUUGGAGACAGCCAAUGGGCCAUGGUGAAAAACCAAUCACAGGUCUAGAUGGGCCUCUUGCUUGACCCAAUGGAGUUUUUGAAUUAGAAUUAAGGUAGGUCU
This is a messenger RNA of Candoia aspera, 2063 nucleotides long. Its product is annotated as myosin-11-like. The coding region runs from base 258 to 1904 and encodes 548 amino acids. The record is from RefSeq and is a predicted model, not a curated record. The transcript is spliced from 12 exons. NCBI's taxonomy places the organism in Eukaryota, Metazoa, Chordata, Lepidosauria, Squamata, Candoiidae.